AAGGAGAAAAACGUAAAUUGGCCUAAUUUUUUAAUAAAACUUUCCGUUUGCACUCCAUACGGAUCGUUUCACCCACGGAUUAGCCCUUCAUAUUUGAUAGUGAGGAAAAAGCUCAUUCGUUUAGAGGCUAAGACAAUUGUGAUGGAAUCCUCUACAAAUCUGCUGGAGCGCAUUAGCACUGGCAGCGAUAAGGAGACGGCCAGCAACAGCAUCAAUCCCAGCGGCAACGAUCAAGAUUCUGGUUUGGCCUCGUCGGCAGAGAUGACGAAUACACCUGUGGCGCAGAGCGCCGCUGGCGAUGAUGUGGAUGAGGAUAUUUUUGAACAGGUGACAAUGAUACUGCGCAAACGACGUGGCUGGGGACCACAGGAUUCUCUCAGUCCCAGUGGUCUUGAUCUGGAUUUGCUCGAGGAUGACGAUGAGCUCGUUGAAGAAGAUGAUGCCGGUUGCCCGCUGCCCUCGACGCCAGAGGACACUCAGCUGAUAGAGGCCGAGAUGACCGAAGUCUUAAAGGCAGGCGUACUCUCAGAUGAGAUCGAUCUGGGUGCGCUGGCCCACAAUGCCGCCGAGCAGGCCGAAGAGUUUGUGCGCAAGGUCUGGGAAGCCAGCUGGAAGGUUUGCCACUACAGGAACUUGCCCAAAUGGUUGCAGGACAAUGAUUUCCUGCAUCGCGGUCACCGUCCGCCAUUACCCUCGUUCCGCGCAUGCUUCAAAUCAAUAUUCCGUGUCCACACAGAGACUGGCAACAUCUGGACACAUCUGCUUGGUUGCAUUGCUUUCAUUGGCGUCGCACUCUACUUUGUGUCUCGUCCCACGGUUGAGAUACAAUUUCAAGAAAAAUUGGUAUUCGGCACAUUCUUUAUGGGCGCCAUUAUUUGCUUGGGAUUCUCGUUCGCUUUUCAUACAUUAAGUUGCCAUUCUGUAGAGAUUGGAAGACUGUUUUCCAAACUGGACUAUUGUGGAAUUGCGUUACUCAUAAUGGGCUCCUUUGUACCGUGGCUUUACUAUGGCUUUUAUUGUCACUACCAGCCAAAGGUGAUAUACUUGUCUGUUGUUUGUGUGCUCGGCUGCCUGUCUAUCAUUGUCUCGCUGUGGGAUAAGUUUUCGGAGCCCGCUUUGCGUCCGCUACGUGCUGGAGUAUUCAUGAGUUUUGGGUUGUCUGGCGUCAUUCCGGCCAUUCACUAUAGCAUCAUGGAGGGCUGGCUUAGCCAAAUUAGCCGAGCUAGUCUUGGCUGGCUUAUACUAAUGGGCCUGCUUUAUAUACUGGGUGCAUUAUUAUAUGCUCUUCGCGUCCCUGAGCGCUGGUUCCCCGGCAAGUUUGAUAUUUGGUUUCAGUCACAUCAAAUUUUCCAUGUGCUCGUAAUAGCGGCAGCCUUUGUGCAUUACCAUGGCAUCUCGGAAAUGGCUAUGUAUCGUGUCACAGUCGGCGAAUGCACCGUGCCAAUCGAGCCUAUAACAUUCUAAAGAAUCUAGCAACUACAAAAACUACAAUCUUCACAUACAAUCAUACAUGCGCACUCGCGAGAAAGCAAACCAUCUGCACAUACAGGCACCAAAAAUGAGAGACGUAGCGCCGUUUGACAAUGCAACCAUUUUAGCGUUCGGUACGCAUUUGUUCUUUGUUAAUUGGAUUCAUACAAAAAGCCAACAUUCAUGAUGGAUGAAGAAUAAUCUAUUUCCGGAAUGGUGAUU
Molecule: messenger RNA, 1692 nt
Organism: Drosophila arizonae
Lineage: Eukaryota; Metazoa; Arthropoda; Insecta; Diptera; Drosophilidae
Gene: AdipoR
Product: adiponectin receptor
Biological process (GO): adiponectin-activated signaling pathway
Cellular component (GO): plasma membrane
Molecular function (GO): signaling receptor activity
Source: RefSeq, a predicted model, not a curated record